Molecule: messenger RNA, 2115 nt
Organism: Oncorhynchus kisutch (coho salmon)
Lineage: Eukaryota; Metazoa; Chordata; Actinopteri; Salmoniformes; Salmonidae
Product: PAK4-inhibitor inka2-like
Exons: 3
Coding region: 1069-1998 (309 amino acids)
Cellular component (GO): nucleus
Molecular function (GO): protein kinase binding; protein serine/threonine kinase inhibitor activity
Source: RefSeq, a predicted model, not a curated record
UGUACACCUAUACUAUAUAUUUUGUUUGAUGCUUUGUCACUACAAUAGGCUAUUAUCAUGUACCAAAAGAAAUGGUUGGAUUUAGCUUUAGACCGAGGUGCGCGGAGAUGAGUGGCGGAGACCAAGGCGCGCGUGGACAACAGUGGAUGCAUCAAUUCAAGCUAUAACUGUAGGUCUAAUGACAAUCGCAGAAUAUCAUUAGAAUACACGUAGGUGUUUUAUAACAGAUGUCUCUUUCCAUCUAUUAAAUUGCGGGUGCACAGUGCACUGUUGGAGUUCGUAUGCUGAAAUUAUUUUGUGAGUGAAGAAUGUGCGCGGGUAGACUACAGAAGCGCCUUUGUUAAAUUAUUGUUUGACAAUCAGACGAAAACUUCAUGACUGGUUGUGUUUCUGCCACAUAGGCGGCGUGUCCAUAAGGCUAAGCUUCCCCUAAAGUAAAUGUAAUUAAAUUGCCAAAAAUAUAUUGCCUAAUUAGCGUACUCCUGUUUAUACAGAAAUAAAUACACACACUCAAAAUAGGCUACACCAGAAAGCAUGAUUUGGCCACAGAGGAUCAUUAGCUUCUUCUUUUUUAAGGCUGUGGAUUAUUUUAUAUCGCGUUGCCUACAGUUGGAAGGGCCCGAGUUUUGGAAUAUUUUUGGAGUAUUGCCUAGUGUGAGACAACUUCUGAACAACGUCGUCUCCACCAUGAUUGACACAUGACUAAAAUAUCAACAGUGUAGCCCUGGUAAUUGUUUUAAUUCCGCAGAUAAUAAAUUAUAUAUUCUCAGGUGAGGGAGAAGUGUGAUGUAUUGACACGGUGUUUAGGUCUGGGGUCGUGUUUCAGGCGCGUUGCUAUUGGCUGGUUCUGUGAUGCGCGCCGUUGACUGGCUGCGGAGGAAGAGACUGCGCUCACAAAAUAAACUGCCAGCCACAUCACAUGCACUCUUCUGUCUGAGGUGCGUUGAGUGGACAUCGGACCUACUGAGGAAGUUGUGAACCGUUUUCGAUUCAUUGUUCUAUUAGGAGUCAAUUAUUGACCAAUGAUAAAGUAAUCAAUUUGGAAUUCAGACAGACACGAUAAGAGAAAUGUUGUGUCUUCAGGACUCUGAAGACUGUCUGGUGGACCAGAUGCAGUACAUGAGGUCGCUGCAGGACCUGAAGCACAUGAGCCGACCGCUGAGCGAUCCCUCUGGCCGCUCCUAUGCCAUGACCCGUGCCUGCCAGCAGAGGGCUCAGCAGCGGGAGCGCCUGUCACGCCUCCGUAGGCCCAUCUCUGAGGCCAGUACUUACGACUCAGCUUGCUGCCUGGCCAGCCCCAUGGAGGAGGAGGAGCAGGAAGGGCAGAAGCGGUUAAUGCAAGGCUCCCCCAGCAGUGUCAAGAGUCUGGAGUUUGACUCUGGCUACUCUGAGGCAUCCUGGCAGGACGAGGAUGUGGUGCUCAGGAGGACCAGGAACGUACGUGUGUCUAACUCCGCCUGCCUCCGCACCAACCGGGGAGUGGGUCCCGCCGGCCGGAUCCGGCCCAAAUCCACUUCUGACGCUUGUCUGGAGCGCUGGACAUCAUUUGAGGCGAGCAGCGACCCAGAAGACUGGACCACGUCACUACUGAGCCGCAGCAGGAACAGACAGCCCCUGGUGCUGGGGGACAACAGCUUCGCUGACCUCAUUAAGAACUGGAUGGACCUGCCAGAGUGUCCUGAGCCAGCAGAACUCAAGCCCCACGCAGGCCGGCGCCUGGCAAAGGACCUCCUGGUCAACAUGAGGAGGAAGCUGGCAGGGAUGUCUAAGAGCGUGGAGAUGAGGGCCAGACCAGCAGACAGCACCAGGGUCAGCAGGACCGCGGUGGCCCCCAAACGCAUGUCCUGCCCCGUGGGCUUCCAGCCACGCAAACCGUUCUUUCACCAGUCCCACACAGGCCUGCACCAACUGGGAACAGACUUCUACCAGUUCACUGCUCUCAUGAAGACAGGCAGCCGACAACCUAUCAUAUGCAAUGACAUCAUCGGGUACGUCUGAUUGGAGUAUAGUCAAAACUAUGGAUUCUUACCACAGAUGUACAUAAUGUUAUUUCACUUUUUAUAUGUGCUUUAUGUUUAAAUAAUGUACAAUAAAAAUGUUUGUCUAUUGAAAAUA